AUGGCUUUGAAAACUUUCUCUACCCUUUCACACACCACCAUUCUCUUCCACAAACUCACUCAUGCUUCUCCUUCUUCCCCAAUUUCAAUCCCCAACUCAACUUCCUCUAUCUACAUUCACAAUUCCCAUAGGCACACGCCCUGUUUGAGUAAAAGGAAAUUCAACCUUACCCUUUUGCUUUCACCCUUUCUAUGGAGCGUCUUGCCUAAUACACUCUUGUUAGCACAAGAAUUAAUAACUGACCUUCAGAGAUACACUGAUUCCAAAGAAGGUUUCACUCUUCUUACACCCUCUUCUUGGACUAAGGUUGAUAAAGCUGGGGCUACAGCGUUGUUUCAAGAACCAAAUAUGGGAAGUAACAAUAUUGGUGUUGUGGUAAACCCGGUUCGUCUUUCAACUCUUCCAGACUUUGGGACUCCUCAAUUUGUUGCUGAUAAGCUUUUACAAGCUGAAAGACGCAAGGAAAGUACAAAGGAAGCUGAGGUGAUUGCAGUUGAAGAAAGAUCAGGGAAAGGAGGUUUGCAAGUUUAUGAAUUUGAAUACAAGAUUGAUAGUACUCGGGGAGGAAUCAAGAGGAUUUUUACUGCAGCAUUUGUGGCUUCAAGGAAGCUCUAUCUUCUAAAUAUCGUUCACUCUGAUAAUCCAGAGAGCCCUCUUGAUCCGGAUAAAAGAAUGAUGUUAGAGCAAGUUCUUCAUUCCUUUGAUUCAUCUAUUUAA
This is a messenger RNA of Lathyrus sativus (Indian pea), 717 nucleotides long. NCBI's taxonomy places the organism in Eukaryota, Viridiplantae, Streptophyta, Magnoliopsida, Fabales, Fabaceae. The record is from the annotation of a GenBank genome assembly.